Messenger RNA from Symbiodinium sp. CCMP2592, 1851 nucleotides. NCBI's taxonomy places the organism in Eukaryota, Dinophyceae, Suessiales, Symbiodiniaceae. The record is from the annotation of a GenBank genome assembly.
AUGGAAGCGCUUUCCUGUAGAGCCUGCCCAAGCGAUCCAAGUGGUCCACGCCUUCGCGGUCUUCGUGCCCCAAGAGCCUCAAGCGACCUGAGGAGGGCUGUGGACUCAGUAGCCUGUGGCCGGGGUCAACGCUCUCGUCGCUGGAUGCAGUGGCAGUGGCCGCUGGCCGUGAUGCUACUGCCAGAAGCUGCCGUGGGGCAGGCUCCCGGCAAGGCCUGCCAAUGCGACUUUGCAGACAACAACUGGAUCCACGAGAUAACUUCCAUGCUGCAGCAUGUCGAAGACCUUCCCAACGUCUUGCAGAACCCUGAGGCCUCGUCUACAAAGUGGAUCCUCAGUCAGUCAUGCGAGGAAGAUGCUUCCAAGUUUCCGAAUACGGAUUUGGCAUUUGACCUUCAAAACCAGGAAGUCAAGUGCUUGCCAGAGCACACAGGUAUGUCAAUGGUCUGUGCACAGCAAUGGAUAGCCAAGAAGUCAUUGAUGGGAGUUGUCAAGUGGGUAACGAGGAUCAAUGAGCUUUUGCAGCUUGUGGCAGGCUGCAUGGAUGCUCAUAGCCCCAUUCCCUUCCGUGCCAACGAUUUCCAGACCUACUUGGAACGAUUUGCUGGCGGCGUGCCUCCCCCCCAGCAUCCGUCCUUCGUUCAGACACUCGCGUGGCCAACGAAGGCAAGCAGGAAAACAGCAUCUGAGACGAAGCUCCCUUUCCUGGACUGCAUCCCAUUGAAAGACCCUACGUGCUUCCCAAAGCAUACCUCCAAUCCAUUUGAGAGCUGCUCCGAAUGCUGCAACCGGAAUCGUGGCCCCACGGGUCAGGUUCAGUGUUGGCAGUCGGGCUUCGACUUCGCUCGGUGCUGUGCCUCGGAGGCCGCAGAGGGCUCCGAGGCUGCCAGCUGCCCAAACCCGGACGCAGCCCUGCAGAAGAGCCUGGAAGAGGAGAGGCUGAAGAAGCAAGAGAUCUCGAAGGAGCUUGCGCAGUGCCAGACACACCAAGAGGAGGCAAAAGCCCAAAAGCAUGAGGCAGAGAAGGCGACAGACCUGGCAAAGACUCAGGCCGAAGCGAUGAAGUCGGAGACCGCCAAACUCAAGGAGACGGCGGAGGCGGCUGCUGCAGAAGUCGAAGAUCUGAAGAAGAAGCUUGCCGAAGCGGGUGCAAAAGCGAAGGAGCUCAUGGAGGAGGUGAAGAAGCUGCAAAGCGCUGCUUCCUCGGCAGAGGACCUGAAAAAGCUGCAGGCCCAGCUAAAGGAGGCAGAAGCAAAACGGCAGCAAGAAACCAAGAAGCUCCAAGACCAGUGCAACGAACAGGUUGCACAGAUGAACAAAAAGAAGGAUGCAGAGAUUCAGAAGAUGCAGUCUGAGCUCAAGGAGGCUGGCCAAGCCAAGCAGCUUCAGUCGGAUCUUCAGAAAGUUAAGACGGAUCUAGCAAAGGCCAACGAGAAGUCCAAGCAGGAUGCCAGUGAAAUCCAAAAGCUUCGGGCAGAGUUGGAGAAGAGCAAGGGCGACAAGGGCGACAAGGGCCAGGCCAACAAGGAGCUGGAAAAGCUGCGGAGCGACGUUGCCACGGCAAACGGCAAAGCCAAGCAAGAUGCUGCCACCAUCCAGAAGCUUCAGAACGAGCUGGUGGCCCAUAAACAGCAGUGCGAUACGGAGAAGAAGAAGAUCACUGGUGAUGGGGCCAAAGUGGCCGCCGAGUGCCAAACAAAAAGCAAAGCCGCAGAGGCAGAGCUGCAGAAGCUGCAAGUCGAGAUGAAGAAAAGGCAAACCGAGAAGGAGCUGUGCAGCCCGUUGUCUCGGACAUCCGACGAGUUGCAGAAGGAGCUCAAAAGUCUUCUGGGCAUGGGACCUGGACGUUGA